Molecule: messenger RNA, 2476 nt
Organism: Cyclopterus lumpus (lumpfish)
Lineage: Eukaryota; Metazoa; Chordata; Actinopteri; Perciformes; Cyclopteridae
Gene: lman2la
Product: lectin, mannose-binding 2-like a
Exons: 9
Coding region: 14-1105 (363 amino acids)
Biological process (GO): Golgi organization; endoplasmic reticulum organization; endoplasmic reticulum to Golgi vesicle-mediated transport
Cellular component (GO): COPII-coated ER to Golgi transport vesicle; Golgi membrane; endoplasmic reticulum-Golgi intermediate compartment
Molecular function (GO): D-mannose binding
Source: RefSeq, a predicted model, not a curated record
GUUUAGACCUACGAUGGCUGCCGCCAGCAGUAGCAAUAAUUAUUGGGAGCCGAGAUCACCAUUCAGACGGAAAAUAAUGUCUUUUAAAUCAUGGUGGACUUUCGCUUUCCUUAUUUUUGCCACAUGUCGGUGUUUUGCCGACGACGAUCACGAAAUGGAAGAGUUUUUGAAGCGGGAGUAUUCCCUUUCCAAGCCUUACCAAGGUGUGGGAUCGUUAGGCUCCUCGCACUGGGAGCUUAUGGGGGAUGCCAUGAUAACCACCGACCAGGUGCGGCUCACACCUGACAAGCAGAGCCGGCAGGGGGCAGUGUGGAGCCGCCUUCCUUGCCAUCUGACGGACUGGGAGAUGCAGGUGCACUUUAAGAUUCACGGGAAAGGAAAGAAGAACCUGAAUGGCGAUGGGCUGGCCAUUUGGUACACUAAGGAACGUGUGCAGAAAGGUCCUGUAUUUGGAAAUAUGGACAACUUCACUGGCUUGGGCGUGUUUGUGGACACAUAUCCCAAUGAGGAGAAACACCUCGAGGCGCAGAAGAAAAGAUAUACUCCUCGCACACAGAGGAUCUUCCCCUUCGUACUGGCCAUGGUCGGGAACGGCAGCAUCAGCUACGACCACGAGCGGGACGGUCGGCCCACGGAGCUGGGCGGCUGCAAUGCCAUGGUGCGCAACCUCAAACAUGACAGCUUCCUCUUCAUCCGAUACGUCCGCCGCAGGCUCACGGUGAUGAUCGACAUCGACGGACAACAUGAGUGGAGGGACUGCCUUGACAUCCCCGGGGUGCGACUUCCCAAAGGCUAUUACUUUGGAGCUACAGCCGUCACGGGAGACCUCUCGGAUAACCAUGAUAUCAUUUCCCUGAAACUCUACCAACUGACGGUAUUGCGGAGUCCAAAGGAAGACGAGGAGAUGAAUGAUGAAGAGGAGAUAACUAUACCCAGCGUGGAUAACAUUGAGCUACUCCGAUUGGGUCCGAGUGAAGAAGGGAUGAGUGGAAUCGCCAUUUUCUUCACCGUGCUCUUCUCCCUGCUGGGGUGCAUCUUCCUCAUCGUCAUCGGCCUGGUGGUGUACGGACACUGGAACGAGAGCCGGCGCAAGCGCUUCUACUGAGAGAGGACAACAACGACGACAAAAAGAUGGAGGAGGCGAUCGCGAUGACUGCUGUGGUCCGUGGACCCAACCCAGUGAGACAAAAAGGGAGACCCUGCUGUCGGUCAGUAGUUUUAUCCUGAGGACACUUUCUUGACGGGAGACGGAGUAGAUGUGUCGCCUGCUACAAAAAGCCAUCGUCCAACUUUGCCGUUGGUCGUCAUGAUGCAGUAGGAGGACCACAGCCCCUGCCUGACACACACCGACUCGGCCUUACCAUCUCCACCUCUGUACCCGUUACACGGCACACGUGCAGUAUGACACCUUAUGAGCAGCUACUUCUUUUGGCACCGUUUUCUGCAUUUUGACAUAUGUAAAAACAAAUAAUAUAUAUAUAUAUAUAUAUAUAUAUAUAUAUAUAUAUAUAUAUAUAUAUAUAUAUAUACACUAAUUCUAAGUUCACUGAUGUUGAUUUCAUGGCUUUAUGAAAUAUAAAUAUAUAAGUAUUCAGUGUUUUCCUACUCUACAUUAUGACUUGAAGCGCUAACCAAAUAGCAGUAAAAACUAAUAAUGCCAUCUUUACGGUUUGAUCCUUAAAGAUGCAUCUCUACUCUUCUUUGCUUUAGAAAAAUCUGUGCUUUUUAUCAUUUUGACUCCCGAGUAUAUGCUAUAUAGUAUGCUGUAUAUACUCACCCUUUAGUUGUAGUAUGCAUGAUAUGUGUUGCACUUGGUUCUCAUGGAAAACUGACCGGUCUCAUUGAUGCAUGGCAACGAUUUGUGUGUUUCGUGAAAUAUUUUAUUUCAAUCUGUCACUGUUCCCUUCCACAGAUUGUAUGUGUGUAUUUCUAGAAAAAUGUUUUUAGUUGAUCAGUUUCUAAGCAAACUCUUCAAAACAGAAACAUUUAAAUGCCAGGAAUGAACUUUGCACUGAAGAGAGUUUUAAUGACGGCUCAUUUAUUGCCACUAUUAUCCCUUUUGCAGACUUUUUGUUUUACUUCGCACAUUGAACACUAAAAUGACUUUUCGUUUGUUUUGUAAAAACACUGCUGCUGUGUUUGUGUCAUACGAUGUAUGCUUUUGCAGAACUGAACAAACGUGCUGGUCCCGGCCCCAAAGCGGCCUCAGACCAUUCUUCUCUUUUUUGUUGUGGAAAUGGUUACAGGCUUCAUGUCAACAACAAAUGUAUUUCUAGGUGGUUCUUUGUUUUCAACUGUGCAAUAACUGUGGACUUCCUUUUUUCCCUGUAGCCACUUUGACAACCGCCCUACUUUAUUUAUGUUCAUAUUCUGUUUGUAUGAAAACUGUGUGCCUCAUGUGUCCAUCCAGUGUCUUUGUCCUGAAUGAUUUCUAUUGCCUCAUUAAAGACCGACAUGGAUAUUGUUUGUCAAGGAA